This is a messenger RNA of Colletotrichum navitas, 2482 nucleotides long. RefSeq lists its product as uncharacterized. The transcript has a single exon. The record is from RefSeq and is a predicted model, not a curated record. Bases 319 to 2289 code for a protein of 656 amino acids. NCBI's taxonomy places the organism in Eukaryota, Fungi, Ascomycota, Sordariomycetes, Glomerellales, Glomerellaceae. Gene Ontology annotation, biological process: carbohydrate metabolic process.
AUGUCGUUUUCCUGAUCUCCACACCGUCCCCUAAACCUCGUCGAGUCCCGUUCACUUUCCCGUCUUGUUUUUCCAGACGGGCUUGUAGUGUACCAUCCCGUUGAUGGGAAGAAUCAAGGGCCAAUCAAUACUGGUUUGGUUGUGACCCCCCCCAGUUGAGACCUCAACGAACGCACCAGCAAGGCUUAAAAUUGAAGGGAGGUGAAAAGUUUAGGCCCCCAAAAAGCCAUACCGGUACUUACUCGCGACGACUGCAAAGGCCCCGCGGGAGAGCGGGAAAAGACACCCUCGGACGACGCCAGACAGACGACAGACACCAUGCCCGCCUUCACGGCCCUCGGCGGCGGCUGUAUGAGCCGGCGCGCCCGCUUCGUUGCCGUCGCCCUCUUCUUCGUCAUCUCCAUGCUGUUUCUCAGGAACUCGCGACUCGGCAGCGUCGGCGGGUACCUGGACCCCGCCCAGGCAGCUCGGCCGCCACAAGCCGGCGAUGUUGGCAAGCAGUCACAUCGGCAGGACAAGGACCAGGAUCUGCCCGCCGCAAACGGCGAGCCCGACGCCGCGGCCGACCAGCUGAAGGCCGACGCGGAGGGCGAGGACUCGUACCGCGACAAGGACGAGGAGCUCGGCAAGCCCGGCGACCCGGCGCCCGCGACGCCGCCGCCCGCAGACUGCGUGCCAUUCGAGGAGUGGAUGCGGAGGCGGCCCGGGCCGGCGUCCGAGGGCAGGCGUAAGUUCCCCUCCGUCCGGCCGCCGCCGGAAUGUCGCACCUUCCGCCUGCCCGCCAUGGAGAAGCUCAUGACGCGGAUGAAGGCGGUCAUCAAGGACCCGGACAUGUACCGGCUGUUCGAGAACGCGUACCCCAUGACGCUGGACAGCAUGGUCAAGUGGCGCGGCUUCGCGAGCGAGACGGACGAGGAGACGGGCGAGACGAGGGUCACCGACCAGGAGCUCACCUAUGUCAUCACGGGCGACAUCGACGCGCUGUGGCUGAGAGACAGCGCCGAGCAGAUCAGCCCCUACCUGCCCCUCCUCGAGGCGUCCCGCGACAAGGACUCCCUCGCGAGCCUCUGGCGCGGCCUCAUCAACGCGCACUCGCGCUACAUCAUCAUCUCGCCGUACUGCCACAGCUUCCAGCCGCCGCCGGAGAGCGGCAUCCCGCCGACGCACAACGGCGCCUACGUGCACAACAAACCGAUGCCGCCCUACGACCCGCAGAAGGUGUUCGACUGCAAGUGGGAGCUGGACUCGCUCGCCUCGUUCCUCAAGAUGUCCGUGUCGUACGCCGAGAAGACGGGCGACUGGCAGUUCUUCUCCAAGUACGGCUGGGUCGACGCCGUCGAGGCCGCCGUCGACGCCGCGGGCGCCAUGCGGCUGGGCACCUACUCGGCCGAGGGCAAGGUGCAGAGCUCGGCCUGGACGUUCACCGGGUGGACGAACCGCGGCAGCGAGACGCUCACCAACGACGGCCUCGGCAACCCGAGCAAGGAGAACGGCAUGAUCCGCACGGCGUUCCGGCCGUCGGACGACGCGUGCAUCUACCAGUUCCUCGUGCCGGCCAACAUGAUGUGGGCCAAGUACCUCGAGUCGGCGUCCGAGAUCAUGGCCCGGCUCGACGGCGACAAGGCGCGCGAGCUGACGGGCAAGAUGCGCGCGCAGGCGCUCGGCAUCCGCCGCGGCAUCGACAAGGACGCCAUCGUGCACAAGCCCGGGUUCGGCGACAUCUUCGCCUACGAGGUGGACGGCUACGGCAGCGCGAACCUGAUGGACGACGCCAACGUGCCCUCGCUGCUCGCCAUGCCGCUGUGGAACUUCACCCGGUCGAGCUUCCGACUGCCCGACCCGCCCGCGGGCGCCGAGCCGCGCGACUACGCCGAGGUGUACCGCAACACGCGCAGGUACGUCCUCAGCGACGCCAACUCGUACUACAUGAAGGGCCCCGUCAUCUCGGCCGUCGGCGGGCCGCACGUCGGCCCCGGCAAGGCGUGGCCGAUGGCGGCGGUCAUCGCGGCCAUCACGGCGUACGACCCCAUCUCCGGGGUCGAGGACGUCGAGAAGGAAGUCGCCGAGCAGCUGCGGAUGGUGCUCGACUCGACCGCGGGCACGGGCGUCCUGCACGAGAGCGUCAACAGCUGGAACGAGAACGACUGGACGCGAGCCUGGUUCGGCUGGGCCAACGGCCUGUUCGGCGAGCUGAUUCUGCGGAUCGAGGACGAGGAGAAGAGGACGAAGGGCGGCGGCGCCGGCGGGCUUUUGGGGAAGAGCUGGCAGGAUCCGCCUGCGUCGAGCUAAGUGACGCCGGCACCGGCGGAACUAGCAGCAGACAUAUGAUUGUCAUACCGGCGUUGUUGUUUAUUAGAUGUAUUAUCAGAUGAGACGAGUUUGCUGUACUAGGUAGAGAGUAUAUGGCCAGUUGGGAGCGCAACACAUUGUGCAAGAUUUCAACUUUGGGCAUCGAAAAAUUGAUGAUAUCGCUUUAUAAAAA